CUUAGCGCGACUCGACUGUACUGGGAAGGUGGGCGAAGACAUAUUAGAUUAUUUUUGAUAUCCUCUAAUUUACGAGCAAUUGGACGUUAUGGGCAGCGUUUCCAACUUCGUGGUUUCGGAGCGUUUCCGCUGUUAUCGCCAACCUCGGCACGGGGAGCUCAUCCCCAAAAACCAUUGGAGACGGCAGGGGACAUAUAUAUACGCCAACCACCACACCCUAUUGGAUACCUUGCGCUCGUGGGACCAAAGCUACCCUGGAAAGAUCUGCGCCGUGGGAUCGCCGUUGUUCGCGUCAGCACCGCCAGCGCGCUGGCAUAACCAAUCCCGGAACUCCAGCAAUGCCUACUAUGCCACUCACCAGCUCCAACAUGUGCCGUUGCAUGACUAUGGCUUCUCCGCGGCAUUUGAAGCUUCGAGGUAGCAGCUGGCGAAGCUUAACGCAGGUGAACUCUGCGGCCCUUCCGCGCGCCGAAGGCAACGUGCCUAGCGCACGCCUCGCCCGCUGCCAGAAUCCCAAACGUGGAUAUGAACCCCCCAGGCAUUUCCUUGUUGGCAGCUAUGGCAGGAUAACUCCUAUCAAAUCCCUUCCACGGACAGGAACACGCCUCUACACCACCACCCCUACCGCCCUCAAACCCCAACACCCCCUCCCCGCCUCCUACUACCGCGGCGGCACCUCCCGCGCCCCCAUCCUGCACCUCUCCUCCCUCCCCGCACCCCCUCCCUCUGGCCCCCCCUCUUCCGCACCAUCCUUGGCUCCCCCGACCCCUUCGGUCGGCAACUCAACGGUCUCGGCGGCGGGAUCUCUUCGUUGUCUAAACUAUGUCUCGUCGGCCCCUCCGCGAGGGAGGGGGUAG
This is a messenger RNA of Pseudogymnoascus destructans, 857 nucleotides long. RefSeq lists its product as uncharacterized. The transcript has a single exon. The record is from RefSeq and is a predicted model, not a curated record. NCBI's taxonomy places the organism in Eukaryota, Fungi, Ascomycota, Leotiomycetes, Thelebolales, Thelebolaceae. The coding region runs from base 339 to 857 and encodes 172 amino acids.